Penicillium angulare is the source of this 402-nucleotide messenger RNA. RefSeq lists its product as uncharacterized. Gene Ontology annotation, molecular function: hydrolase activity. The record is from RefSeq and is a predicted model, not a curated record. NCBI's taxonomy places the organism in Eukaryota, Fungi, Ascomycota, Eurotiomycetes, Eurotiales, Aspergillaceae. The transcript is spliced from 3 exons. The coding region runs from base 1 to 402 and encodes 133 amino acids.
AUGGAGAAUGGCUUCGCGAAGACCAAGAAUGGAACAAUGAUGGUGGCUGUGCGUUCUGACUUCAAGCAAGUAUCUGGUGAGGCAUGGGACUGGUGGUUUGGGUGGCACUCUGUUGAAACUUCCAGAUAUAAACUUUGGCACCCUAACGCCCACCAAUUUGCAUGGCGUUUUCCAGAUACCUUGGAUAUCUCUAACAAGUCCUACGCUGACCGGUAUAUUGGGACAUUCUCAUUCAUAAAUGAAUACCUUGGCAAUGACUGCACCCAUCUCACCGUGGCCUUCAUUGUCCCAAAGGAGCUUGAAAUUGAUAAAUCAAAGUGGCCGGAAUUAGGAAUCGAGGCAAUGGUCUGCGCGAAGCUAGGAACCCCUCGUAUGCAAGCCCUGCCUGAUAAACGGCAUUAA